This is a messenger RNA of Zerene cesonia (dogface butterfly), 1056 nucleotides long. RefSeq names its product UPF0598 protein CG30010. The record is from RefSeq and is a predicted model, not a curated record. Bases 340 to 1023 code for a protein of 227 amino acids. Lineage: Eukaryota; Metazoa; Arthropoda; Insecta; Lepidoptera; Pieridae. The transcript is spliced from 2 exons.
UUUCGAAUAUUGCCACGGAUCAAAAGAUGUAGCCUAGCCAAAGACCUAGAGCAGUACCUAUAUAUUACAAAGAGUAGUUUAAUAAUACGCUGCUAUAGUAUUAUGUUAUCUGUGGCAUAAUAUUGCUUGUAGCACAGUCUCAUAUAUAUGUAUAGAAAUGCUUAAUGAACAAUCGUGAAUGACAAUCAUAGAUGGUAAAAUAAUUAGUAAUGUAUCUAAAUUUACUCUUUGAAUUAGUGUUUAAUACUUUAUCUGUGUUAUAAACUUGUCAUUUACUCAAUGUAAACACGAGUACGCUAAUUUCGCGAUUUUUAUAUUCCUGUUUUUUUUUUUAUUGUAAUGUUUUUUCAAAAUAUGAUUUGUAGAACGUGUAACUUAAAUAAGUUAGGAGUCAAUCAAUUUAAAUAUCUACAGACUCAAAUAAGAUCAUUAAAAUAUGUUCAAGGGCAAGAACCUGAGCCAAAAAUUAGAGAAUAUUUUUACUACAUAGACCAUCAAGGUAUGUUAUUUUUAGAUGAUUCAAGAAUGAAGAAUUUUACUUCUUGUUUUAAAGAAAAGAAAUUUUUAGAAUUUUUCUUCAAAAGGAUUCGUAUAAAUAAUACAGGUAAAUAUGAAGAUGAAUUUCCUUAUAUAUCACUAUGUGGAAGAGAAAGAAAUUACAUUAGAUGUGAUGAUGUUCCAAUUGUUUUUACGCAUAUUAUAUCUAAGGAGGCUCCCAAAAUGGAAUUCUUGACAUAUGCAUAUGUGGGUGAAUCAAUGAUAUUUAAAUUUAUGCCUGAAAAAAUAUACAUGCUUCCUGAGACAGGGCGCGUCUAUCAUCCAGCUGAUGAAAAAUAUGGUGGAGUUGGUCUUAUACGAUCAAAAUUAGCAAUUGAAUUAAGUAAAAACUUUACAUUUGAAAAAGGGGACUCAUGUCCACCAACUCACUUCAAAUGGGGUAACAGAAGCUAUGAAUUAGAUCAAUUUUGGUUUAAAGAUAAGGUGAAACAGAACAAAAUAAAAAUAAGAACAGUGCCCGAGUAAUAGUUUAUAAUAAUUUAUAUACAUUAAUUCUGA